Messenger RNA from Periconia digitata, 1980 nucleotides. The record is from the annotation of a GenBank genome assembly. Lineage: Eukaryota; Fungi; Ascomycota; Dothideomycetes; Pleosporales; Periconiaceae.
CCUAUACAUGUUGAGAUUGCAUGUACCGUCGGCAACUUAUUGAUUACUCCCAAGCGAACCCGCUCAUCAAAGUUGCAUCUGUGCGCACAGGCAAGCAUAACACACGAGGCCCAUUUCAGCUCCCGAGGGGGCGGACCAUCCCCAAACCAACAGACACGAAGCACAGGCGACAAGACAAGACAAGCCCCUCUAACCUCGAGCACCGUCUCAUCUUGCCCCCAUAUCCCCCCCCCUUCGCCUGCACGCCCACACAAACUUGCAUUCAUACAUACAUGAGGAUGCGCCCGGGACACGCACACGCUCCUUCAAACAACCACCAGCACAAGAGCAAGAAGCCCUACCAGCCGCCCAUCACCUCUUUCUUCUCCUACAACGACUUGGACAGCGACGAAAGCGAUCUUGACGAGAGGGGUCCUGGCCCGAUUACCCGAGACAACCGUGCCCCUUCGACAACAACAACCGCCACCACAACACCCCAACAUCCCCAGCGCCUCAGUCUUGUUCCUCCUGUGCCAGGCCGUGUGCAAGCAGACUUGCUCAGUGUCGGUAUGAGAGUCAGAAAGAGUGUGCCCGAGGGCUACAAGACGCACAAGACGGCCACUCUGCCAUCUAUCCAAACCACCCUAGCCAUUGCUGGCAACGGACCAACCAUGACACAGACACAGUAUAGUGUGAAGCCACCGCAAGAUCCAGUGCCCGAAGAUUACCAGCACCAACGAGAGCUCUUGCCUUUUUCUGGCCUGCAAAAGAUUGGUGGCUACGCUGAACAGCCUGUGACCAACGUCCAUCUCUAUGGCGACAACUCUGCACCCUCCAAUCGCGCCCUCAACAUCUUCCCCCUCCCAGCCGAAGCGUUCUCCCAGCCUUUCUCCUCGCAAUCCUCCAUGGACUCGUCCGUGUCGUCCUCCUCGUUGCGCCCAAACCCCACCAACCCAUACAAGCGCUCGUGGCAGGACGAGGAUGACAAGUCAAACAAGCUCAACACAGACUUCUUCUUCAAGAUACCAGUCAAGGUCAGCGAGGAUGAGAUCCCCGUGUCUCCGCUCUCCGCGACACCACCCACAGCUAUUCAUGGUUUCCCGCACACUGCCCUGCGCACCUUUGCCCAGCCCAAGAGCCGGAGGCCGGGUGCUGGGCGAGCCAUGGACUUUGAUGGUAUGGUGGUCAAGAACAUGGACAUGGACAUCACCUUGGAGAAUGCCGAUCAAGAAGGCCGUCGUAACGACUUCGACGAUGCCGACUUCCUGAGGCCGUGGGGGCCCAAUACCAAUGAGAUCGAAAUGGACGGUGUUUGAGAGCCCAUCCUUCGACUGACGAAACCAAUUUGCUGGUAAUGACGAUUACAUGAUUUCUGGAGUGGCCCUUUUCCUCUUCUUUUCCUCCCACCUUUCCACUUCAAUUUCCCUUUGUUGGUAUCUCGGUCCCUCAGCGAUCAUAGACUACGGCGUUCCCUGCACCCCGCACACACUCUUCCUUUCCCACCAGACCAGCGUUUUGGCAACAUAAUGGCGGCGGCGUUUUAUCUGCUUGGUGUAUACCCUGCUUUUGCUUACGUCUUCCUUGAGCUUUGCACCCGCCUUAUAAUAGUCCCUCGUCUCUACCUCUUCUUCUCAUUUGUACAUUAGACUUUGCUCCUUCUUACUACGGUUUAAGCCCACCAGGGUGAGCGGUCAGAGCUAUAUACUCUGUGGACAAAAAAAAACAGAACAUGACUUUGCGGAACAGCAUUAAUGUUAUAGCUUUUAUUGAGAAGUACUCUACAUAUCGUGAUCAGACCAGUGGAUCGAUUCGAGGCUUUGCACAACCCACGUCCUGAAUUGUCACCGACUUGGACAACAGUGAAGUUCCCUACCUGUAUUCCUGUAUUGCCUCCUCCUGUGCACGGCUUCGAUCAACUUCAGCUGUCCAAACAGAACAAAAAAGUAUUCUGACACCUCAUUCUCCCGUGAUACCAAAGAGAAGUGAAGCCACAAGCAUGCC